AUGGCAGAAGAGCGCGAACCAAGAACCGGCAACUCACUACCGUGUGAAAUCAUCCGUUUCGUGUUGCUGCCUGGCCUGCGUGGCGGGGUAGCAGCAAGUGUCUGUAGUUGUGUAGAGAAGGGGCCCCAAUGUGUUUAUGUCAGUCUGUUGCUGCAGGCGGGGUGGGCGUUGGGCGUCGGGCAGGUGCGGUACUCGGUGCCGGAGGAAGCGAAGGCCGGGACGGUGGUGGGCCGGCUGGCGCAGGACCUGGGCCUGGAGGCGGGCGAGGCGGAGGCUUGGCGGCUGCGGCUGGUGGCGCAGGGCCGGCGGGCGAGCGUGGAGGUGAGCGGGGCGAGCGGGGCGCUGGUGGUGAGCUCGCGGCUGGACCGGGAGGAGCUGUGCGGGAAGAGCGCGCCGUGCGCCCUGCGGCUGGAGGUGCUGGUGGAGCGGCCGCUGCGCGUCUUCCACGUGGAGCUGGAGGUCACCGACAUCAACGACAACGCCCCGCUCUUCCCCGGCCGGAAAAACCUCACUUUACCGGAGAACUCCCCUCCCGGCUCUCGGUUCCCGCUGGAGGGCGCGUCGGAUGCAGACAUCGGAGCCAACGCGCAGCUCUCCUAUACACUCAGCCCCAGCGAGCAUUUCAGAGUAGAGGAAGAAAACUCGCGCAGUAAAUCCCUGUUUCUGGUGCUCGCGAAAUCUCUGGACCGCGAGACGAUGCCUGUGCACCGGUUGGUGUUGACGGCGAGUGACGGGGGCCGGCCGUCGCUAACGGGCACGAUGGAGCUGGUGAUCUCGGUGCUGGACGUGAACGACAACGCGCCCCAGUUCAACCAGUCGGUGUACAACGUUGUUUUGCCCGAAAACGCCUUAGAAGGGACGCUGGUAGCUCUGGUGAGCGCAACAGAUACGGAUUUGGGAAUAUAUGGAGAAGUGAUUUACGAAAUUGAUACUUUUGUUCCUCCCUCGGCCUCAGAUGUGUUCAGCAUCGAUACGAACAGCGGGGAGAUCAGACUGACGGGCGCCCUGGACUUUGAGACAGUAGCUUUCUACAACCUACACGUUAAGGCGAAAGAUAAAGGGACGCCCCCGCUGUCGGGUCACUGCAGCGUGGAGCUGGAGGUGGUGGACGUGAACGACAACGCGCCGGAGGUGUGGGUGACGUCGCUGUCGGUGCCGGUGCCGGAGGACGCGUCGGUGGGGACGGUGGUGGCGCUGCUGAGCGUGUCGGACCGGGACUCGGGGGCGAACGGGCGGGUGCGGUGCGCGGUGUGGCCGCCGGCGCCGUUCGGGCUGGUGGCGAGGUUCGCGGGCUCGUACUCGCUGGUGCUGCGGGAGGCGCUGGACCGGGAGCGGGUGUCGGAGUACGAGGUGGAGGUGCGGGCGGAGGACGGCGCGCCGCCGCUGCGCGGCAGCCGCGGGGUGCGGGUGCCGGUGUCGGACGUGAACGACAACGCGCCGGCGUUCGCGCAGGCCGUGUACACGGUGCUGGCGCGGGAGAACAACGCGGCGGGCGCGGAGCUGGCGCGGCUGUGGGCGCGGGACGCGGACGAGGCGGGGAACGGGCGCGUGAGGUACUCGGUGGCGGAGGGCGUGGGCGGGGGCGCGGGGGCGGGCGGGGGGUGGCGGGCGGCGUCGAGCUACGUGUCGGUGGACGCGGAGAGCGGGCGCGUGUGGGCGCUGCGUCCGUUGGACUACGAGGAGGUGCAGGUGCUGGAGUUCGAGGUGCGGGCGGUGGACGCGGGGGAGCCGCCGCUGUGCGGCAACGCCACGGUGCAGCUCUUCGUGGUGGACGAGAACGACAACGCGCCGGCGCUGCUGCCGGCGCCGGGCGUCGGGCCGGGGCCCGGGGCGUCGGGCUGGUCGUCGUCGGGUCCGGGCUCGGGGGCGCUGUGGGCGUGGGCGGCGUGGGGGGCGCCGGCGGGGCAGGUGGUGGCGAAGGUCCGGGCGGUGGACGCGGACUCGGGCUACAACGCGUGGCUGCGCUACGAGCUGUGGGAGCCGCGGGGGAAGGGCCCGUUCCGCGUGGGGCUGUACAGCGGCGAGGUGAGCACGGCGCGGGCGCUGGAGGAGGCGGACGGCCCGCGGCAGAGGCUGGUGAUCGUGGUGCGGGACCACGGGGAGCCGGCGCGCUCGGCCACGGCCACGCUGAGCGUGUCGCUGGUGGAGGGCGCCGAGGCGGCGCUGGCGGCCGCGGGCUCCUCGUCGUCGUCGUCGUCGUCGGGAGCGGGGCUGCGGCCGGCGGAGGGCGGCGCGGCGUCGGCGUCGGCGACGAACGUGUGGCUGGUGGUGGCCAUCUGCGCAGUGUCGAGCGUGUUCGUGCUGGCGGUGGUGCUGUACGGGGCGUCGCGGUGGUCGCCGCGGGCGGGUGGUGUCGGGCCCGGGCCGGCGACGCUGGUGUGCGCCAGCGAAGUGGGGAGCUGGUCGUACUCGCAGCGCCAGAGCCGGAGCCUGUGCGUGGCGGACGGCGCGGGCAAGAGCGACCUGAUGGUUUUCAGCCCCAACUUCCGCCGCCGCCCGGCCCCGCGGCAGAGAACGGUUCUGCUGGGAAGGGGCCGUCUCUCUCCCCACUUGCCUCAGGCGUGGUAA
Molecule: messenger RNA, 2568 nt
Organism: Gymnogyps californianus (California condor)
Lineage: Eukaryota; Metazoa; Chordata; Aves; Accipitriformes; Cathartidae
Product: protocadherin alpha-2-like
Biological process (GO): homophilic cell-cell adhesion
Cellular component (GO): plasma membrane
Molecular function (GO): calcium ion binding
Source: RefSeq, a predicted model, not a curated record